AUGGAUUUCUAUAAACUUAAUGAGGUAGAAGACUGGACGUGUAUAAAAGUUGUAGAGCAUUAUCGUGCUAAUUCAGAACAAAAGGACUGGAAAAAAGUGCUGGAUAGUAUAAAGAAAGAUCUCAAAAAGGUGAAAGAAUCAACCUCUGGUUUUGACACGACGCGUAAGAGAAAGGCCCAAAGAAUCGUUGACAACUGGAAAGAUUGGACUGCAUCAAUGGACAAGAUAGAUGAUCGUGCACAGUUUAAAAUUGAGUUUCAGCAGGUAAAACAGCAAGUUCUUGCAACCGGAAAUGCUAUAACUAAUAUCACCGACAACUGUUGUAUGAAACACCAUCAAGAUGUGAAUAAUGAUGAUGAAGAAAUGACAAAUACUGGCGUUACGGCUCCAUCAAAAAAGGUCAAAACUAGUAGAAUGACAACUCCGGAACGACAAAUAUAUCCGUCAGAACGAAGUGUAGAAGACUGUUAUGAACAAUCAGAUUCAGUUGAGGGAAAGGAAGAUGAUGGCCAACCUCUUUUAUCAUCAAAUGACCACGAUGUAGAGAUAACACAUGAAGAUGACGAUAAUCCUUUCAUAGCAAAGACAGGGGAAGGUUCAAUGAAGUGUAAGGUCGUCUUAUCAUGGAACCAUGCAAUCGUUAAUAUGGUCAUAAAUAAUAUCUCUGAAAAUGACUGGGUAACACAGGAUGGGCACAAUAUCUCUAACGAUUUUCGUAACUUUCAGUUAAAUUCAAUUGAAAAGUUGAAAGCUAAUCCGACUUUAUCAUAUGCGAAAGAAAUUGAUUUGAUAUUGUGUCUAUCGUCAAUUAUGUAUUGCAAUGAAUUUAAACCAGAAUAUAUUAAAUGUUCUAAAAAGGUAUGGAAUGAGGCUCUCCCAAGAUCAUUAGCCCCAAAGAUGUUGUUAACAAUUGCUCACUCAGUGAUGAUCGAAUACAAUACGCUUUUGAAUGACAAACAAUCACUUAAUGCAAGAUGGUGUGAAAAUUGGACAAAAGGGAAUACAUUGCUAACGGACGAGGACAAAGAUAUCUUUGACUGA
Messenger RNA from Entrophospora sp. SA101, 1041 nucleotides. NCBI's taxonomy places the organism in Eukaryota, Fungi, Glomeromycota, Glomeromycetes, Entrophosporales, Entrophosporaceae. The record is from the annotation of a GenBank genome assembly.